AUGUUCAGCAUCGAUAAGAAGCAACCGGACCAGCACAAGCAGCGAAUGGUAGUAGUGAGCAUCUGCCUCGCCAUCGAGCAGCAACAGAACAGGUGUGACAAGGACGGGGAAGGCGACGACGACGAGGAGGAAGAGGGCAGGGAGGAGGAAGACGACGACGAGGAGGACCAGGACGAGGAGCUGGAGCAGGAGCAGGAGCAGGAGGAGAAGGAGGAGGAGGAGGAGGAGGAGGAGGAGGAGGAGGAGGAGGAGGAGGAGGAGGAGGAGGAGGAGGAGGAGGAGGAGGAGGAGGACGACGACGACGACGACGACCAUGACGACAACGACGAGGAGGAGAAGAUGCACGAGAGUGGGGAGUUGAAAGAGGUGUUUGCAGAGAAAGGGGUGCUGGGAGGGGCGGGGAAGGGAGAUGCACCAGGAGCAGUGACGGCAGCAGCAGCAGCGGCGGAUGGGCAGGUUGAUGGGGCGAAGGGGUUGCAAGAGCGGCUGAAGGCACUCCUCUCGUCUUCGCCUACCAUGCUGUUCAUGAAGGCACUCGUCUCGUCUUCGCCUUCCUCUCAUCCCUUCCUCUCAUCCCUUCCUCUCAUCCCUUCCUCUCAUCCCUUUCUCUCAUCCCUUCCUCUCAUCCCUUCCUCUCAUCCCGUCCUCUCUGCUGCGUUACCUCUCAGGGAACACCGGAGGAGCCGCGGUGUGGGUUCAGCCGCAAGGUGGUGGAUGCAGUCCAGUCAGACAUGGACUCAUCGCAUGUUUCCUUCCUUCUUCCCCAUGGCUUGUCCUCACGGCCUUGCCUUGCUUUCCCAGGGCACACCAGAGGAGCCGCGGUGUGGGUUCAGCCGCAAGGUGGUGGAUGCACUCACGUCAGAAGGGAACACCGCAGGAGCCCCGGUGUGGGUUCAGCCGCAAGGUGGUGGAUGCAGUCAAGUCAGACAUGGACUCAUCGCAUGUUUCCCCCCCCUCUUCCCCCCUUCUUCCCCCCUCUUCCCCCCUUCUUCCCCCCCUCUUCCCCCCCUCUUCCCCAUGGCUUGUCCUCACGGCCUUGCCUUGCUUUCCCAGGGCACACCUGAGGAGCCGCGGUGUGGGUUCAGCCGCAAGGUGGUGGAUGCACUUACGUCAGAAGGCAUUUCCUUUGGCAGUUUUGACAUUCUCACGGAUGAAGCAGUGAGGCAGGGGCUGAAGGAGCUCUCCAAUUGGCCCACGUACCCCCAGGUGUACCACAAGGGCGAGCUGAUUGGUGGAUGCGAUAUUGUGCUUGAAAUGAAGGCUAAUGGGGAGCUUAAAGCCGAGCUUGGAGGGUGA
Messenger RNA from Closterium sp. NIES-65, 1296 nucleotides. The record is from the annotation of a GenBank genome assembly. NCBI's taxonomy places the organism in Eukaryota, Viridiplantae, Streptophyta, Zygnematophyceae, Desmidiales, Closteriaceae.